Pochonia chlamydosporia 170 is the source of this 1389-nucleotide messenger RNA. RefSeq names its product oxidosqualene:lanosterol cyclase. The record is from RefSeq and is a predicted model, not a curated record. Gene Ontology annotation, biological process: protein stabilization. The transcript is spliced from 2 exons. Lineage: Eukaryota; Fungi; Ascomycota; Sordariomycetes; Hypocreales; Clavicipitaceae. Gene Ontology annotation, molecular function: protein-folding chaperone binding. The coding region runs from base 1 to 1389 and encodes 462 amino acids.
AUGGCACACAUUUCGAUGGCCACCCGCGGCCUGUUAGACAUCGAGGAUAGGAACUGGGAUAAAGCCAUCAUCAGGCUCUCAAAAGCUCUACAGGGAUCCCCCAACCCAGCGUGGCUGCUCGCCCGCUCCAAAGCCCUCGUCAGCGUCGGCAGAUUCGAAGAAGCACUUGACGACGCUAAUCUCGCUUUUCACAACGCGUAUGAUCGGAACAAGCGAGAUCUCAUGAUUGAAGCACACUAUCGUCGAGGCGUCGCCUACUUCCGGCUGGGUCAGUACGCCAACGCCGACUGUUGCGCCAUGUAUUCCAUGCGUCUGGUUCAUGGUCAUGCCGCACUUGACAAGGAAGAUAUCAGGAAAGAAAAUUCUGAUGAAAAUGGAUUCUGGAAAGCAAGCCUCAAAGAGGCUACCGACGAAGCGAAGGAGGAAGCUGGCACUCGAGUUUACCAAGAAGGGGCACUGAUGGGCACUCCACCACCCCAUGCUGCGAUAUGGCGUCAAGCGAGUAGCCUUCGUCUUCAAGCUCUCGCUGCCAUGAACAGGCUACCUGCUGAUGAUGAGGGCCGGAAAGCGACAGUGUCCUUGCAGCCGGAGCGCAAAGAGCUUGCGGCUCUGCAGGCGGACGAGAAGAUUGAGGAGGUAUCCUAUGUCGAGGAACCAGUCGUGGUUCUUCCAACUGAUGGGCCCCCUCGCCUGCAGGAUUACCAAACCAGGCUGUAUAUUUCGGUGUCCAUCUUCAGCAAAGGGCUCAACGAGGACAAACUGCAUGUGGAGUUUCUCCCAGACUCUGUGCACUUGAAUUAUCUGAUCUAUCCAAACGGAGAGGAGAAAGAAUUCCUUCUCGAGACAUACGGCCAAAUCGACCCAGACAACUCGAGAUACAAUGUUACGCCCAGCAAGAUCGAGCUACGACUGGCCAAGAAAGUGCCCGGAAAAUGGCCACAAAUCACCAAAGAUAAGUCAGAAGCCAAAGAAGCUGCCGAAAACGACAAAGAGCUCCAAGCACCGGAGGAGGCAAGAAAGCGAGCCAUGGACGACGCAGACGCCAAGGCAAAGGAGACCAAGGCCGCGCCGGCAGCCGAAACUGGAAAUGGGAAUUCGCCUCCCGCACCUCCCGCACAUGACCAUGCUCCCGCCCAUGCAUACCCGUCUUCAUCUCGCUCUGGCCCCAAGAACUGGGACAAGAUUGGCGAAGAGGAAGACGAAGAAGAUUCGAGUGUUAAUGACUUCUUCAAGAAGCUGUACAUGGGCGCGACUCCAGAGCAACAAAGGGCCAUGAUGAAGAGUUUUGUUGAGAGUAAUGGCACAAGUCUGAGCACGGAUUGGAAUGAUGUGGGUAGUCGUACGGUUGAGACUGUUCCGCCGGAGGGAGUGGAAGCAAAGAAGUGGUAA